AUGAAUAGUGGAGUGCUUCUAAGCGAAUCAGAGACUGAUACCAGCGAAACGAGCGAAAGACAAAGCGGAUUAUUAUCUGCCCAAGGUUCAAUAAAGGGUAAGCUAGAAGAGUUUAGUGCGAAGCUCGAUCGGCUCCGUUUGGACGACGAAAAUUCAGAGGAAGAGCAUGCCCUAAAAUCACAGUCAGUUUCCGUGAAUAGCGAAGGGAAUAUUAGCCGUAGUGCUAGUGCAAGUGCUAGUGCAAGUGCCAGCGCUAGUGCUAAACUAAGGAACUCCCAAUCGCCAGUGCAAGAGUAUACAUCUGAUACAAAUCCCGAAACUGACGCAAGCUUUAGAGUCAAAAUAAGACUACGGCCAAUUGGAUCUAUUCCCCAAAUCCAGCCCCGGGUUUGCCAGAUAUCCUCACACCAAAACUUCUCUGCCCUAGUUAAGUUUCUGUGCAAAAGGCUUAAACGAAACCACGUUCAUUGCUACAUAAACAACGCCUUUGCGCCUUCUUUGAACCAGACCAUUGGAGAUCUAUGGUCUCAGUUCAAGACCAACGACGAACUCAUAGUCAGCUACUGCGAAACAGUGGCCUUUGGUUAG
This is a messenger RNA of Kluyveromyces marxianus DMKU3-1042, 588 nucleotides long. It is a transcript of the gene ATG12, whose product is annotated as Atg12p. The transcript has a single exon. The coding region runs from base 1 to 588 and encodes 195 amino acids. Gene Ontology annotation, cellular component: cytoplasm; phagophore assembly site membrane; Atg12-Atg5-Atg16 complex. Gene Ontology annotation, biological process: C-terminal protein lipidation; autophagosome assembly; autophagy of mitochondrion. Lineage: Eukaryota; Fungi; Ascomycota; Saccharomycetes; Saccharomycetales; Saccharomycetaceae. The record is from RefSeq and is a predicted model, not a curated record.